Molecule: messenger RNA, 2929 nt
Organism: Bombina bombina (fire-bellied toad)
Lineage: Eukaryota; Metazoa; Chordata; Amphibia; Anura; Bombinatoridae
Gene: MTMR7
Product: myotubularin related protein 7
Exons: 13
Coding region: 1-1974 (657 amino acids)
Biological process (GO): phosphatidylinositol dephosphorylation
Molecular function (GO): phosphatidylinositol phosphate phosphatase activity
Source: RefSeq, a predicted model, not a curated record
AUGUAUAAUCUCUUUCUACAAAAGGUUGAAAAUGUUCGUUUAUUGGAUCGGAUUUCAUCCAAGAAAGCAGCUUUGGGGACUCUAUAUCUGACAGCAACUCAUGUUAUUUUUGUAGAAAAUAUAUCUGAAACUCGGAAAGAAACAUGGAUCCUACAUAGCCAAAUAUCUACAAUUGAAAAACAAGCGAUCACAGCUACUGGAUGUCCUUUAAUUCUGCACUGCAAAAACUUUCAGGUUAUUCAAAUCCUAAUUCCUCAAGAAAGAGACUGUAAUGACAUCUAUAUAUCAUUAGUACGCCUGUCACGCCCAGUUAAAUAUGAAGAGCUGUAUUGCUUUUCUUUCAACCCAAAACUGGACAAAGCUGAGAGAGAGGAAGGAUGGAAAAUAAUUGACUUGAAUGAAGAAUACAAUCGUAUGGGUAUUCCAAAUAGUUUCUGGCAGAUCAGUGAUGUCAAUCGUGACUACAGAGUAUGCGACUCAUAUCCAACAGAACUCUAUGUACCGAAAUCUGCCACAGUGCCAGUAAUUAUGGGCAGUUCGAAAUUUCGAAGCAGAGGCCGUUUUCCAACCCUUUCCUAUUAUUGCCAGGAUAACCAUGCCUCAAUUUCAAGAAGUAGUCAGCCCCUGUCUGGCUUCAGUGCUAGAUGCCUUGAGGAUGAACAGAUGCUGCAGGCUAUAAGGAAAGCAAACCCAGGCAGUGAUUUCAUUUAUGUUGUUGAUACGCGUCCAAAACUCAAUGCAAUGGCAAACAGAGCUGCAGGUAAAGGAUAUGAAAACGAGGACAACUACUCCAAUAUAAAAUUUCAAUUUAUUGGUAUUGAGAACAUCCAUGUGAUGAGGAAUAGUCUGCAGAAGAUGCUAGAAGUAUGUGAGCUCAGAUCUCCUUCCGUGGGGGAUUUUUUUUGGGGACUAGAAAAUUCAGGAUGGCUAAAGCAUAUCAAAACAAUACUGGAUGCUGGAAUCUUCAUUGCAAAGGCUGUGUCAGAAGAGGGUAUCAGUGUCCUUGUUCACUGUUCAGAUGGAUGGGACCGGACGUCACAGGUUUGCUCUGUUGCAAGUCUUCUACUUGAUCCAUAUUACAGAACCAUACAAGGGCUUAUGGUACUGAUUGAAAAGGACUGGAUUUCCUUUGGUCACAAGUUCAAUCACAGGUAUGGGAAUUUAGAAGGUGACCCAAAGGAAGUAUCACCGGUGAUGGAUCAGUUUUUAGAAUGUGUUUGGCAACUUAUGGAACAAUUUCCUUGUGCGUUUGAGUAUAAUGAGAGGUUCCUGGUUCAUAUUCACCAUCACAUAUACUCCUGCCAGUAUGGGAACUUCCUGUGCAAUUGCCAGAAACAGAGAAGAGAAAUGAGAAUUCAAGAGAGAACAUAUUCCCUUUGGUCUUAUUUAUGGAAGCAGCGCAUGGACUACAUGAACCCCCUGUAUAGACCAGAUCACAGCCAGACACAGGGUACCCUGCGACCAAACACUUCUCCUAGCAAUUUUAAGUUUUGGAAGGGGCUUUACAACCGCUUUGAUAAAAGCAUGCAUCCUCGCCAGUCCGUAACAGAUUUCCUUCUGGCAGUAAAAGAAGAAACUCAGCAACUCGAGGAAGAGUUAGAGACCAUGAAUAAGAGAUUAGAGAAAUUGGAGAACCAGCAGUUAAAUGAAUCAAACAUUAUCCUUAAUGAGAAACAGAUCCAUGAUUUCUACACAUGUACUACCAGACUAACGACAUCAAGUGAACCUCAGGAUUCAAAUGGGACCCUUGAGGCUUUUGUUUCCCGUAGUUCUUCCCAAGGUGAAGAGGACUCAGCCCUUAUUCUAACACAAGAACACUUGAAGAGCUCUGAUCCAGACCUGUCUGCUAAUAGUGACCAGGAGUCAGGUGUUGAGGACUUAAGCUGCAGAUCCCCUAGUGGUGGAGAAUCCUUACCUAGUGAAGAUAGUGGUAAAGAUCCAGAUUCUGAUGAAGCAGUGUUCCUGAAUGCUUAAGAUAUGAUGUCUAAGUACUCCCUUUACAUUUUAAUGUACUUCAUAUAUUAAUAGGAAAUAUUUUUUAAUUAUAUUGUCCCAUUAUAACGUUGUACCUAUGUUAUGGCCCACUCACUGAAGAAAUGUCACCCUAAAACAGUGUGGUUUUCCUGGAACUGUGGUUGGAGUUCUCACAAUGCCACCUGUUUAAUUCUGUUACUAUGUUACCAUCAUUGUUUGAUAACAAAUAUGCCUCUUUAGUUGUGAUCCACUAAUUCCUUCUAAAGGGUCAGGAGCAUAUUACAUAAUGUUCUGCUGUACCGUUAUUACAGGUUGACAAUCAGAUUAUGGAACUCUAAUCUCUAAAAUAUAAAAAGUGAAAGACAAUCUCCAAUUUGAAAACUUAGCUUAGCAUUUGCUUCAGCUAGUUGGAUGCUACAUAAAAUUAUAUUCACAAUACUUCUUUAACAGAAAUAUUUUAAUAAAUGUAAUAAUAGUAACAGGAACUGGAGAACCAUAGUAAAUUUUCUCCUGAAGUGCUUCCUCCUCCAUUAGUUUUCUAAAAGUGCACGUAAUAUUGAACAAGUAAUAGAUCUGGUAACGUUACCGGCAGGUUUUUUUUUUAGCAACUUUUAUCUAAGCCACACAGUACUACACAAUCUCUAGUUGUAGCAAUUUCAGUAAGUGCGCCGCGCUCACAUAGUCAUUCCUAUUUCUCUCACACAAAUUAAUAAUGAAAGAGGGUUAAAUAUUUUAAAAAGCAUUUAAAGGCUUUGGAAUGUUUAUAUAAGCUGUAAUUAUUUUUGUUUUGUACAUUCUUGAAACUGUAUGUAGUAUGUCAUCAAUAUUAUUUAGUGUACCUUAGAUCUAUGGUAAUGUGUUUUACAUACGGUUGCCUACUAGAAUAAGAUGCCUUGAACAAAUAUGGGGUUGUGAGUUCAUUCAUCAUAUUUCUGCUUUAAACCCCCCCACAUAG